Protopolystoma xenopodis is the source of this 387-nucleotide messenger RNA. NCBI's taxonomy places the organism in Eukaryota, Metazoa, Platyhelminthes, Monogenea, Polystomatidea, Polystomatidae. The record is from the annotation of a GenBank genome assembly.
AUGGGCUUCGCAUCCGGAAUCUUAAACCUCACCAAUUCUCCGCUCGAAGAUUGUCGUUAUUCUUGCUGCCUUUUUUCUGUCGUUCUGGCCCACCCGGAGAGCCAAGAAGUCAACAGCUUCCUUUGUCCAAAGUAUCUCUUUCCAUGCAAGCGUUAUUUGCUGGCUGAGUGCCCGGACCUUCCGUCAGCCCUUGGAUCUCACCUUCCUCUUCUGCUGGCCCCAUCCCCUAUGCUCACGGCAACCUCGAAAUUACCGACUCACCUCUUUGCACUUGAGCAGAGUGCCGCAGCAGCAGACGAUGUCCUCCUGGCCACCGGACAACACAACGGCUUGGUCGGUAGAUUUUUCACCUGCCCUCCGGGCACGAGAAUGAAUGACCACGGCUAG